This is a messenger RNA of Wasmannia auropunctata (little fire ant), 608 nucleotides long. Its product is annotated as U6 snRNA-associated Sm-like protein LSm2. Bases 193 to 483 code for a protein of 96 amino acids. The transcript is spliced from 4 exons. Gene Ontology annotation, biological process: mRNA splicing, via spliceosome. The record is from RefSeq and is a predicted model, not a curated record. Gene Ontology annotation, molecular function: RNA binding. NCBI's taxonomy places the organism in Eukaryota, Metazoa, Arthropoda, Insecta, Hymenoptera, Formicidae. Gene Ontology annotation, cellular component: precatalytic spliceosome; catalytic step 2 spliceosome; U4/U6 x U5 tri-snRNP complex.
CCCCUCGUGGGGGCGGUAGCCAUUUUAGAAGAAGAAGAUGCUCAUAUUUGUCGGACGUCGAUGCUUCGAAUGCUUCGUGACUGUGUUAAUAGGUUAUAAUUUUGCCGCCGACAUUUGUUUGCGACGUAUUUAUCAUUGUAAAUAUUUGUGAAUUAGCGCGUACGACCGCAGGUAAUCUCUCGCAAAUUAAUCAUGCUGUUCUAUUCCUUCUUCAAAUCCUUGAUUGGCAAGGACGUGGUGGUCGAAUUGAAGAACGACCUCAGUAUUUGCGGCACGUUAUAUUCCGUCGAUCAAUAUCUAAACAUAAAAUUGGCCGACAUUAGUGUAACGGAUUCAGAGAAGUAUCCUCAUAUGUUAUCGGUGAAAAAUUGUUUCAUCCGUGGAUCCGUUGUACGAUACGUACAACUUCCAGUGGAUGAGGUAGACAUCCAUCUUCUAACUGAAGCAGCACGGAGGGAAGCGAUGAACGCUCAAGCGAGAUAGCUUGUAGCUUUAUUAAACAUAUUGCUUACAAUUAAGAAUCUAUUUCCUCUCUCCGAUUAUUACGUACAUUUCGUAUUUAGUGUAGAAAUAAUAUAUGCAAUCAUCUCGCGUUAUUCAGUUUUUUU